CUCACACAGUACGUUGCCUUUACAAAUCCUAUUUCCCUUUCGCUUUCUCAUAUUUUUUUUCGUUAUACAUCAACAAAGUAGUAUUUGUGUGAUUUGAAUUUGUUGUGAGGAAGAAUGGGGACUUUGAGAGCGAUUUUGAAGAAUCCAGAUGAUUUGUAUCCAUUGAUAAAGCUAAAACUAGCGGCUCGACAUGCCGAAAAGCAGAUCCCGCCGGAGCCACAUUGGGGAUUCUGUUACUUAAUGCUUCAAAAAGUCUCUCGUAGUUUUGCUCUCGUCAUUCAACAGCUUCCUGUCGAGCUUCGUGAUGCUGUAUGCAUAUUCUAUUUGGUCCUUAGAGCACUUGACACUGUCGAGGAUGAUACCAGCAUUCCCACGGAUGUUAAAGUACCUAUUCUGAUCUCUUUUCAUCAGCAUAUCUAUGAUCGUGAAUGGCACUUUUCAUGUGGUACAAAGGAGUACAAGGUUCUCAUGGACCAGUUCCAUCAUGUCUCAACUGCUUUUCUGGAACUUGGAAAAAAUUAUCAGCAAGCAAUUGAGGAUAUUACCAUGAGGAUGGGUGCAGGAAUGGCAAAAUUUAUAUGCAAGGAGGUGGAAACAACCGAUGAUUAUGACGAAUAUUGUCACUACGUAGCUGGGCUUGUUGGGCUAGGAUUGUCAAAACUGUUCCAUGCAUCUGGGAAAGAAGAUCUGGCUUCAGAUUCUCUCUCCAACUCCAUGGGUUUAUUUCUUCAGAAAACAAACAUCAUUAGAGAUUAUCUGGAAGACAUAAAUGAAGUACCCAAGUGCCGUAUGUUUUGGCCCCGUGAGAUUUGGAGUAAAUAUGUUAACAAGCUUGAGGAGUUAAAGUAUGAGGAGAACUCGGUCAAGGCAGUGCAAUGUCUUAAUGACAUGGUCACCAAUGCUUUGUCACAUGUAGAAGAUUGUUUGAUUUACAUGUCCAAUUUGCGUGAUCCUGCCAUCUUUCGAUUCUGUGCUAUUCCACAGGUCAUGGCAAUUGGGACUUUAGCUAUGUGCUAUGACAACAUUGAAGUCUUCAGAGGAGUGGUUAAAAUGAGACGUGGUCUGACAGCUAAGGCCAUUGACCGGACUAGAACUAUGGCUGAUGUAUAUGGUGCUUUUUUUGACUUCUCUUGUAUGCUGAAAUCCAAGGUUAAUAAUAAUGAUCCAAAUGCAACAAAAACUUUGAAGAGGCUUGAAGCAAUCCUGAAAACUUGCAGAGACUCGGGAACCUUGAAUAAAAGGAAAUCUUACGUAAUCAAGAGCGAGCCUACUUACAGUCCAGUUCUGAUCUUUGUCAUCUUCAUCAUACUGGCUAUUAUUCUUGCACACCUAUCUGGAAACCGCUCUUAGAUGAUCUGUGACCAUCUUUUGGGUUAGAAGUUUGGUCAAGGAGGUCAAUUAUGUGAUUAAUACAAAUUGUCAUGUUUGUAUUAGUAUGUAUUAAGUGAUAGUUGCACCUUCAACCUGACAGAUAACGAAAGCCUAUUAUCUGGUAGUUUGUUGAGUAUGUACUUGUUUGCAAGCUGCUACGAAAGCAAAUUCCAAUUGUUGUAGAAGUCGGUUUACCGUAAUAUACAUUUCAUUGUAACAGCUUGUAAA
Capsicum annuum is the source of this 1599-nucleotide messenger RNA. RefSeq names its product squalene synthase. Gene Ontology annotation, cellular component: endoplasmic reticulum membrane. Lineage: Eukaryota; Viridiplantae; Streptophyta; Magnoliopsida; Solanales; Solanaceae. Gene Ontology annotation, biological process: lipid biosynthetic process; farnesyl diphosphate metabolic process. Gene Ontology annotation, molecular function: squalene synthase [NAD(P)H] activity. The record is from RefSeq and is marked provisional.